This is a messenger RNA of Cyprinus carpio (common carp), 4247 nucleotides long. RefSeq lists its product as uncharacterized. Gene Ontology annotation, molecular function: nucleic acid binding. The record is from RefSeq and is a predicted model, not a curated record. Gene Ontology annotation, biological process: DNA integration. The transcript is spliced from 2 exons. Bases 794 to 2047 code for a protein of 417 amino acids. Lineage: Eukaryota; Metazoa; Chordata; Actinopteri; Cypriniformes; Cyprinidae.
UAUUUGUUAACGUUGUUAUCUAACUACAUUCCCCAGAAUGCAAUGUUACGUUGUAUCAGGAAGUGUUCUUGUAAAAGGGUUAAUACAUGAAAACCAGUAAAGAGAGCAGUCAUGCCAAUCGUUGCAAGUGUCAUAUUUGUAUAAAGGUGCUGUUCAUUUAAUCCAAAGACACAACAAAAGUGGCGACGAGGAUUCAGUUACUCCGCGUGUGUUAUGAGAAUGCGGAAGUGAAGCGGCUUGACGGUGAAAUCGCUACAAAAAUAAACAAAUGCGACCCUGCUGCUAAUCCACGUCUUGACAAAAAGGGGAGGAAAGACAACGAUCCAGAUAAAUUCAUUGAUUGUCAAAUGACAGAGAACGGCAUAAAAUGCCAUUGGUUUUUGGCAACAUGGGUCAUUUUGAUGAAAGUAGUGAGCAGUGGAGCGCUUACACGGAGAGAUUUGAGUACUUUGUAGCAGCAAAUGAUAUUACUGAAGAGAAAGUUGUGCCCACUUUUUUGAGUGUUAUGGGUCCAAAGACAUUCACUCUACUGCGUAAUCUCCUGCAACCAGAGAAGCCUGGAGAAAAAACGUAUGAUCAAAUAGUGAACACGCUCAAAGCACAUUUCUCUCCAAAGCCCUUAGUAAUUGCAGAGAGAUUUCGGUUCCACCGACGAAAUCAGCUAGAAGGAGAAACUGUGACAAUGUUUGUGGCAGUGCUAAAAAAACUAGCUGAACACUGUGAAUUUGGUGAUGCAUUAAAUGACACACAGAUUAGUGUGCGGACUCCGCUGUGAGGGAAUACAGAUUUUGUCAUGACAGGGAAAGGUGAGAAUGAUGACACAGAGCUCAAACCAUACACCUCUCGACGUCAUGAGCUUUCGGUGCAGUCAGGCUGUUUGUUGUGGGGAAGGAGAGUGAUAAUUCCACCAGCUCUGCGUAAUUCAGUGCUGAAACAGCUACAUGCGGGACACUGUGGAAUGAUCCGUAUGAAAGAGAUUGCCAGGAGUUACUUCUGGUGGCCAGGAGUGGACAGCCAAAUUGAGGAAAAGGGAAGAACAUGUACGUCAUGUCAGAGCAUACGCAAUAUACCACAACUGGCACCGCUGCACCCUUGGGAAUAUCCGGAGAAACCAUGGCAUCGCAUUCAUGCUGAUUUUGCAGGCCCAGUUGAGGACAAAAUGCUAUUGGUUGUCAUUGAUGCACACAGUAAGUGGCCUGAAGUGGCUAUCAUGAAAUCUACCUCAGCAGACAAGACAAUUGAGAAGUUGGGAGAAAUUUUCAGUAGAUUUGGACCACCUGUGCAGUUUGUCUCAGAUAAUGGACCCCAAUUUAUAUCGCAUGAGAUGGCCACAUUUCUACUAGCAAAUGGAGUACAACAUAUCAAGUCAUCAUCCUACCAUCCUUCCACAAAUGGGCUAGCAGAAAGGUUUGUCCAGACCAUGAAACAUGAUUUGAAAGCUUCGAUUGGGCAAGGCACAUUUCAUCAACGCCUUCAUAACUUCUUGCUGUGCUAUCGUAGUACUCCACACGCAACUACCAAAGUGUCGCCAGCUUAUCUGUUGUUCAAUCGAGAGCUCAGGACAAGCUUUGAGCUGCUUAAACCAGCAACCCUCAAGGAAACUGUCCUACAACAACAAAAAAAUCAGGUACAACGAUGGAAACGGCGAGCCAAAGACAGAACCUUUUCAACAGGCUCACCUGUGCUGGCUCGGAAUUAUGGCAGCAGUCCAAAGUGGGUUCCAGCUACUGUGGAGACCCAGACGGGUCCUGUGUCAUAUAAGGUUAAAACUGCUGGAAACCUUCUAUGGAGGAGACAUACUGAUCAGUUGCUGAGUGGUGCUAGUAUAUCCACGGACCUUACUAGAGGUACCGAUGCCGCUGAUCAAGUAGACGACAGCUCACCAGCUUCUGUGACCUUCACCACAGAGUUUACCAAGACCCCAAAUUCCCCAUUUACUAAGGAACCAUCAUCAUCUGUUGUUUCAACAGAAAAUCAGAACCAAGCAGGUCGCCGAUAUCCAGUAAGGGAGCGGCGCCCACCACAGCGUUUCUUGGAUUACACUUAGUUAUGGGCUACCCUUGUUGUUUGGGGCAGAAUAAUCCCCUAAGGGUAAGCUAGGGUUUGAGGUAGUCCACCCUCAUUCCCAGGGAAUUAGCUGUGUUCAUAAAUAAGACAUUUAACAAGAAGACUGAAUGUUUCAAGAGUUAAAAAAAAGAAAAAAAAAAGAGAGUGUUCACAGAUUGUUACAGUGAAACUGAAUGUCAUACCUGCAUUCUGUAAGUGAUGAUUAAUUGUUUAUUGAUGUUGACCUUAUGAGUAAGAGGGGAGGAAAUGUUGUGUAUUUGUUAACGUUGUUAUCUAACUACAUUCCCCAGAAUGCAAUGUUACGUUGUAUCAGGAAGUGUUCUUGUAAAAGGGUUAAUACAUGAAAACCAGUAAAGAGAGCAGUCAUGCCAAUCGUUGCAAGUGUCAUAUUUGUAUAAACGUGCUGUUCAUUUAAUCCAAAGACUCAACAUACACUUUAGAAUAAAAUUUAUUAUAUCAUAUAUAAAUAGCCAUACAAUAACGAUCGACCCAAAUGUGUUAAAUUUCCUUUUAUUUUGUUAUAAUUCUGUGUUGUGUAAUUUAAAAGCAUCGUCUGGAUGGUAAAGUUGGGCUUUGGUAAUUAAGACAAACUUGUCAAUACAUUUGACUUUCUCUGUAAAGAUUUACAUUUAUUAUUUUAGAGUGUUUUGACGUGUUUCUGUAUUUUUCAUGUUUAUGAUAUUUUGGAAUGACUGAAGAUCAGCACAGAAUUCAAUAAUCUUGUGGAUGGACCGCAGCAAGUCCUUUUGCAGUUGCUAUCCCUCAAAAUGCUAUCCAGACAUAAUGGAAAUGACAAUCACAUUAUAGAGCUUGGACAAAGUUGUAAGUAAAUUUAUUUACUUUAUAAAUGCACAUUUAUUGGAGUCUGUAAGCUUUACGAUUGUAAGGCACUGUUUAAUGCUUCCUUUUGUUUUUAUUAAAGCACACAGGAAUUCAUCAAGGACAUGACUGUUGGGAUUACGCUCGUGGAUGACCAAACUGAGCACCAUCAGUCUGCAGCGAUGUGGUCCAGCCAUCCGGUGACAUUAAGGAUGUUGAAAAAAAAAAUUGAUGAGGGCAUUCUGAUUGUAACUGAGGAGCAGCAAUGUGAGGUGCUUCCCAAGGAAUAACCAACAUUGCUCUCAUUUGGACAUCUCUUCAUCACUGACAUCUCCCAUGUCCCCAAGGCAUUUGGACUCCUAAUGGGUCUGUAUGCAGUGAACAUCCACUACCUCAAGCGCAUGAAAUACACCAUUGAGGCUCUGCAAAAACUUGUGAAGAACAUAUGCUCCCACCAUGUGCUCGCUACAGCGGCAGGAAUUGUAGGUGGGGGGAGUGAAUGUACAGCGCUCUCUCCCUCCUUCAGUACCACGACUGAGGUGCCCUUGAGCAAGGCACCGUACCCCAACUGCUCCUCGGGCACUGCAGCCUAAAUGGCUGCCCACUCCUCCGUGUGCAUGUUCACAGUUUGUAUGUUCACUGCUGUGUGUGUGCACUUUGGAUGGGUUAAAUGCAAAGCACAAAUGUAUAGCACAAAGCACAAAAGUAGUGUUUUUUUUGUUUUGUUUUUUAAGGAACUUUAGGCUCUUUUGUGCCUUUCACUACAUUUUAGAAUGUCAUUAAAGUUUAUCAUGUCAUGACUUGGAAUAUGCAUGUUCUAAUGUAAACAAAUGUUGUUUCACAUCUCAUUUUCCUAUACAGUAAUGUACACAUUUCCUUCAAACUGACAAGUGCUUUUUUUUCCUUUUUCUGUUUCUUGUUUUAUGACCACUAAAUAGCAUUAUGAUGGCGGAGAGUUAGGAAACUUUCAAGAUCCUUCUGAUGUUAACACUUAUGUCUGGUCAUGUUGCACUACGAAAUUUAGAAUCUGACAGUUUAGAUCUUUGUGCUUCCAUGUGCAUUAUAUCUUAUUAUACAGAAGUACAGUACACUCAUUUUUUUUAACUAAAUGUGAUAUUAUAUACAUAUCUUGGUUUCUCAUUUUGACCAUGACUUGCAUUAUGGUGGGGGGAGUGCAUGUGAAGUUGUGCAGGGUUAAUAUGCAGAGUUUAACCUUCUGAUUUUCAUAUUGAGUUAUGAAAUUAAAAACAAUCCCUGUGGUUUUGAUCUGAUGAAUUGAAAUCCAACUAUUUGUUUCUCAAUCCCAUGCCAGUGUUAUUUAUUAGACAUCACACUUUCAAGUGUCGGUUCAGAUCUUUAGA